UUCUGAACGGAACCUUUGUCAGGUUGAUGAACCGGAAAAGCAUUCAAUUUUAGUUACACAUACCGGAAGCCGUGUGCUCGCAGUGUCACAUUGAAGACGGAAGCUUCCCGGUCAACGUUAACUUUUGGACCUGUAUCUUGGCAACGCAUUCCUGAUGACUUGAUGUGGAUGAUCUCCAACUAUGUUUACUUCAAAACUCCUCCCUCGUCUUCGUUUCCUACAAAAGGCAACUUGUGCACUCACAGCCCGUGGAGACAUACUGACUGGCUUUGUGCAGCCAGCAUAUAGCUCAUCACUCAAUGAAAAGUUGCAACACUACUCAACCGCAGCCAACAACACAUCUCCACCUCGAUGGGUCCAACUGGAGCCAGAACUUGAGGAGACGCUUGUGCCACGUAAACUGUCAGUAAGUCCCCUGGAGAGCUGGCUCUCGCUACGCUACACUCUUCCGCCCCUGCUGGAGUCUUCUCAGCCCCAGCAAGAGCAUGUGGACCUGCUUGAGGAGAAGGUGCUGCCACCUGUGUCCAUCCCAAUUCUUGAGGGUGGGGACAGCGGUGUGACACCUCUCAGAUGUAAGAAUGUUCUGGAGAUUCGACGACGCAAAAUGAACAGGCACAAAUACAAGAAGCUUCUAAAACGAACAAAAUUCCUGAGGAAGAAAGUACAGGAGAUCAGGGGAAGGAAGAAGCAGAGACGUUUUGAAGAUGACCUGAAGAGGAUCUGGAAGCGAGCUGGACUGAAGACGGCUCCAGAGGGGUGGACCACACCCAAGCUCUUUAUUAAGCAAUAUGGGAACAGAAGGAACUGAAAGUCACAUCUUUUCUUACUGGACAGUAUUUCUAGCCAUUCUGCCGUCAAAACAGUCAAGGUCGAUGCUGCUGGUGUAGUUCCUUUCCAAUACUGCAGGUUGCAGCAUUGAGCAAGUCUGACAAACAUUGAGAAACCGCUAUGACCACAACUCCCUCAUUACUCAGUCUAGCCAUCCUUAAUGACACAAGGAAAACAAAUAAAAAUGUUGAAAUAUUUA
Molecule: messenger RNA, 1027 nt
Organism: Dunckerocampus dactyliophorus (ringed pipefish)
Lineage: Eukaryota; Metazoa; Chordata; Actinopteri; Syngnathiformes; Syngnathidae
Gene: aurkaip1
Product: aurora kinase A interacting protein 1
Exons: 4
Coding region: 182-808 (208 amino acids)
Biological process (GO): mRNA processing
Cellular component (GO): mitochondrion
Source: RefSeq, a predicted model, not a curated record